AGCUACCUAUGGAAAGGUGUGCAGCAUCGGCUGAAUGGCUCAUAGUACUGUGUACGCCCGCCCUGACGACGCAUACCUUCGCGGCAUUGAUUCUGCUGCACCUCCAGCCUGGGGUCCGCUGGCCGCAGGUGUCUCAUUUGUUGGCAGAGGUCAGGGCAGAGUGGGUUCCCGGACCCCGGAAAGUCAAAAAGAUACCUCUCCGACGCUCACCGAGGAUGCACCCGAGGGGCAGUGCCACAAUGUGACAUUACUUUGCUGAGAUGGGCAGACUUUCACAUUCG
This is a messenger RNA of Chaetomium strumarium, 281 nucleotides long. RefSeq lists its product as uncharacterized. Bases 9 to 245 code for a protein of 78 amino acids. The transcript has a single exon. Lineage: Eukaryota; Fungi; Ascomycota; Sordariomycetes; Sordariales; Chaetomiaceae. The record is from RefSeq and is a predicted model, not a curated record.